Phyllopteryx taeniolatus (common seadragon) is the source of this 3574-nucleotide messenger RNA. RefSeq names its product microtubule-associated protein tau-like. The transcript has 12 exons. Gene Ontology annotation, biological process: neuron projection development; microtubule cytoskeleton organization. Gene Ontology annotation, molecular function: microtubule binding. The record is from RefSeq and is a predicted model, not a curated record. Lineage: Eukaryota; Metazoa; Chordata; Actinopteri; Syngnathiformes; Syngnathidae. Gene Ontology annotation, cellular component: neuron projection. The coding region runs from base 56 to 1417 and encodes 453 amino acids.
AAACGGUGUUGGAAAAAAAUAAAACAAUGAUGAAUGACUAACUACAAAACAAAACAUGUCAAAUAAAAAUAGAAGCCAAGCGGGCAGGCAGGCAAGCCAGGCGCGCGCCCCCCAGUGGCGUGAGCGUGCACAGCGAGGACGAGCCGUGCGUGCGCGUGCGCCAGCCGACCGAGGGAAGAGCGAACCGUCUCGAACAGCAACCAGCCCCGCCGUCACCAGCAUGGACCACGCCUCCGCCGAGGGCGCCAACGUGGCCGCCACGAGCCUCAACGAGCACCGCCACGAGAACGGCGUCCCGACGGGACUCGCCAAAGUCACAGCUCACGCCGCCGAGAUGGACAACGGUGCCGCAGAGAAGAAGUCUCAAAGCAAAACGUCCACCAGAGCUCAGCCAGAUGUGACGAGCGGCCAGAGCAGCCCCGGGACGCCCAAGUCUCCCUCCGGCAAGGCGGCGGGCGACGCCCACAAGGUGAAGAAGGUGGCGGUGGUGCGAAGUUCCCCGAAGUCGCCCGGCUCCCUGAAGACGCACCCGCCGGUUCACCUGGCCGCCGCCGCCGUCGCGCCCAUGCCCGACUUGAAGACGGUCAAGUCCAAGAUCGGCUCCACCAAAAACCUGAAGCACCAGCCGGGCGGCGGGAACGUGCAGAUCCUGGACCAGAAGGUGGACUACAGCAAUGUCCAGUCCAAGUGUGGCUCCAAAGCCAACAUCAAGCAUGUGCCCGGUGGCGGCAAUGUUCAAAUCCUGGACAAGAAGCUGGACCUGACGGGCGUCCAAUCCCGCUGCGGAUCCAAAGACAACCUGAAGCACACCCCAGGCGGCGGCCGCGUCCAAAUCGUUCACAAAAAAGUCGACCUGAGCAGCGUGUCGGCCAAAUGCGGCUCCAAAGGCAACAUGAGCCACAAGCCAGGUGGCGGCAACGUGGAGAUCAAAAAUGAGAAGCUGGAGUUCAAAGUCCAAUCCAAGGUGGGCUCCCUCGGCAACAUCAACCACGUGCCGGGAGGCGGGCAGAAAAAGCGAGCGAAAGGGAAGGAAGGCGAGCGGAGGCCCUCGGCCGCCCCCUCCCUCGCCGCCACCCCCCCUCGCUCGCACGCGCCCGCCAACAUGGAGGAUGGCAGUUGUCCGGCGUCACACGGGCGGGGCUUAUCGAUGGACACCAGGCGUGAGCCAAUUAAGGGGUGCCCAAAGUGCAUUUGGAACCCAUUCAACAUAUCAGAGAUCGAGAGCCACAAGCUGAACUUCCGUGAGGGCGCCAAAGCGCGCACGGACCACGGCGCCGAGAUCGUCUCCCUGGAGGACUCGCCCACCCGGCAGCUCAGCGCCGUCUCGUCGUCCGGCAGCCUCGACGUGGCCGACCCCCCCCAGCUGUCCACGCUGGCCGACCGGGUCAGCGCCUCGCUGGCCCGGCAGGGGCUGUGAGGCCGGGAAACCCCGCUGGACCGCCCGCCUGCUCGUCGUGCAGCGUUUCCGCCCUCCUCCCGCUUCUCAACGAACUUUUUUUGGAGCCGCAUUUCGUUACCCCGGUCGCGUUAGGCCCUUCCCACGUCACGGCCGUUCCUCGGGGGUCCCCGUUAGCGGCAUUCCGUUUGGGGGCGACAUUAUUGCCAUUUCUGUUUCACGACGCCGCCCCGUUACGGGCCUUCCGUGACGGCGUUCCAGUCCGAUCCGCUUCAACUUCUUACUUUGCCGCCGUUUAGCGUCCCCUCGUCUUCUCGGUCUUCUGCUCUUAAGGCCUCUUUAUACUCGCGCGACCGACAACGCCCGCAUUGCUUGACGCGCGCCACGGCAAAGAUAAUUGCUGCGGAGAUCAUCUCUCGUGAUCGGUCCGUUUUAGUCACACGCUGUGGCGACGUAGUCAGCGUGCCCCUCGUGCCGCCGCCGCCAUCUCGAUCGAUUUUGCAGCAUCGUUAAACGUAUCAUCUGGUCUUCCGGGUCCAUUUGUUCUAGCAGACUGUGUUCCACGGUCGCCAUCGUUGUGUAAAAACGGCUACCGGAAACGGCCACAAAAUGCAGAGGAAACUCCACCCUGCGGCGUCCGAGCGAGACGCCCGACUUGGAGGUGAACUGCAGUACAUUUUCACAACUGCGUGUGUGGGUUGGGCGCGGGUAGAACGGCAAACUACGCGAGGGACAGGCGCGGUGACGUCAGCGCGAGUAUAAAGAAGCCUUAAGACGACACUUUCUUGUCCGCCUCUGACGAAAAUGUGGCGAAGGCCUGGUACGCACGCACGCACGCACGCACGCACAAGGAUUUUUCCAAUCUUCAAAUAUGGCAAAGCGGUUUCCGACCCAACACAUACGAUGAAAAGGUGGAAUUUGACCGUCGUGGUCGGAUUGUGUGUGUUGUGCUGCGAUACUCUCAACACACACGCACGCAAAGAUUGCGUCUCUCGAACCCAGACCUCCCGAGACGGAAAUCUCGCACGAUCGCACGCGAUCUCGCCAAAAAAGCAAAGACGAAAAACUUCCCGAUGCGCCGAUGUUUCCCGAGAGUUUCCGAGAAAGUGUUAGAGGCGGGAGCGUCGUAAAAUGGCGAUGUCGUCGUCGUCGUCGUCGUCGUCGUCCCCCAAAAAAAAAAGCCUUGCUUUGGAAAAGCCUUUUUGCUGCCUGAGGAACCCCCUCGCCCACUCAAACACGCAAAACACAACAGGUCGGACGGAUUUGUUUUGCUUUGUUUUAUCACGGCCGCUUCUUCGUUCGUCAGUCAGGUCGCUUCUUGAUGAGCUCCAUUCGGUUCCACGUGACGAUUCACCGAGUCGUCGGCUUUCUGCACGCACGCAAAAGAUUUUUGGUAGUAAAUAUUGAACACGCGUCGCAUUUAAGAUUGUCGGCACAACCCGUUUCAGAAGCCAUUAUCGGGACAAAUUCACUCCGAACACAGCUCAGACAAAAAGGACGAUCUUAGAAGACGGCCGGCGGUCUGGUGUUCGACGCGCAAAAUCGGGCCCGAUCGUCUCGAUGUGCGUACCGGGCCUUAGCCGAGUCUUGGCGCUUGUCACUUUCCUGCCACCUUUGACGCAAAUGUUGCUAAGGUGACGUCACUCUUGUGUUGUGUUAGCUUUGCGAGCGGGGGCGCCUUUUUAAACGCGGGGGCCGAACGACGAGCGGCAUUUUCCGAGCAGUACCGUCGCAAAGUCGACAAAUGCGUUGUUGGUGUCCACGUACUUUUAGCUUCUUAUCUCCAGUAUUUAUAGUUCCGGUCGGUCGAUUGACAUUCACGGUUCGUUCUCCAGUUUCUACCCCACGGAAAGAAAACAAAUGUUCACUUCCCUGCAUGAAGCGAGCCGAGUGAGCGCCCAUUGCGCUUUUCUUGCUUUUUUUCCACACAAACCUGCUGGAUUCGAUGCGUGUGCGUAUGCAGGGUAAUGCCACUUUCGUGUGUCGUGUUUUCUUACCAGCGCUGAGGUGCAUGCUAACGUCUUCUAUUGUGUCUCUUGAAGACGACGACGAUGAUCUCCAUCAGCCAGUUUCCAUAGUAACCAACUCACACCCUGUACAGUGGUGCAUACGUGAGUGUUGUUAUUGUGCAUUUAAUGUAUGUUUGUGUUUGACAAUAAACGAUACUAAGUCGCCAAA